Sporothrix brasiliensis 5110 is the source of this 1689-nucleotide messenger RNA. RefSeq names its product 4-coumarate:coenzyme A ligase. Gene Ontology annotation, molecular function: CoA-ligase activity. Lineage: Eukaryota; Fungi; Ascomycota; Sordariomycetes; Ophiostomatales; Ophiostomataceae. Gene Ontology annotation, biological process: secondary metabolic process. The record is from RefSeq and is a predicted model, not a curated record. The coding region runs from base 1 to 1689 and encodes 562 amino acids. The transcript has a single exon.
AUGCCGUACACAUCGCUCUACCCAGACCUGGACAUCCCCCAAACCAACAUCCUCUCCUAUUUGUUCCCUGAGAACGAGAAGCCGCAGGAAGAACCUCUGUGGUAUGACACGCGGGACCCCGUCGACAAGAACCUGUCGCCAGCCCAGGCUCUAACAUGGGUCAAGAAGCUGGCCUUUGGCCUCGAGCGAUUCGGCCUCAAGCGCGGCGAUGUUGUCAUGAUCUUCACGCCCAACCAGAUCUUCGUGCCCGUCGCCUACCUGGGCAUUGUCGGCGCCGGCUACAUCUUCAGCGGCACCAACCCCGGCUACACUGUACCUGAGGUUGUUCACCAGAUGACCAACACCCAGGCCAAGGUCGUGCUCGUCCACCCGAGCCUCGUUGAUGCCGCUCUUCAGAGCGCCAGCAAGGCCGGCAUUCCCAAGUCCAACAUCUUUUUGUUCUCAGACCUCGAGAACAAAACGCCGGUGCAAGGCGUGGUCGACUGGCGCCAGGGACUUGCGGGCUCCGAUGCCGAUGCCGCACGCUACAACUGGCCCGAGCUGGCACCAUCCGAGUCCAAGACGACCGUGGCCACCAUCAACUACAGCUCCGGCACGACCGGUCUGCCCAAGGGCGUCAUGGUCUCGCACGCCAACCUAAUCGCCAACGUCGACCAGACCAUCUUCAUCCGGUACGCGCACAAGCCGUACGCCUUCAAGGACCGCCCACAGGAGCGCUGGAUCGGCUUCCUGCCACUGUACCACGCGUACGGCCAGCUGUACACGAUCCUGAUGGCCAUCAAGCUGCGUGUGCCCAUCUACAUCAUGACCGAGUUCCGGUAUGAGGAGUUUCUGUUCAACGUUGGCAAGUUUCAGAUUACCAGUCUGCAGAUCGCGCCACCCAUUCUCGUCAUGCUCUCGAAGCGGCCCGAGACGCAGCGCUACGACCUGCGAUCGGUGCGCGACGUGCUCUGCGGCGCCGCGCCGCUCAGCCGCGAGCUGCAGAACGAGUGCCAGCGCCGCUUCAACAUGCAGAUCAACCAGGGCUGGGGCAUGACGGAGGUGACGUGCGGCGCGAUCCAUGUGCCCGGCGGCGUCAAGGACAACUCGGGCAGCGUGGGCCGGCUGGACCCCAACUGCGAGUGCCGCUUGGUCGACGAAGACGGCAAGGAGGUGAAGCUGGGCGAGCCGGGCGAGCUGCACGUGCGCGGUCCCAACAUCUGCCUGGGCUACUGGCGCAACGAGGAGGCGACCAAGGAGUGCCUGGCGCCCGACGGCUGGCUGAAGACGGGCGACAUUGCCGUGUGCAACAAGGAAGGCUACUUUUGGAUUGUGGACCGGAAGAAGGAGCUGAUCAAGGUCAAUGCGCUGCAAGUGGCGCCGGCGGAGCUUGAGGGCGUGCUGCUCGAGAACGACCACGUGGCGGAUGCGGCGGUGACCGGCAUCACGCUCAACGGCGAGGAGUUCCCGCGGGCAUACGUGACGAUCCAUGAGACAUCCAAGGGCAAGGUGACGCCCGGGGACAUCCAGGCGUGGAUGGCAUCGCGGGUAGCCAAGCACAAGCGGCUGACAGGCGGCGUGGUCUACGUGGACGAGGUGCCGAAGCUGGCGUCGGGCAAGAUCCAGCGCAAGACGAUGCGCGACUGGGCCAAGCGGGACGCGGCCGAGAUUAUGCGGAAGCGCACCGCGGGCAACAAGUCGAAGCUGUAG